GAGCAUAAAAUAAUGAACAAAUGCUGUGAAAUUUGUUGCUGUGCACGCUUUUGGCAGAAAGAAGGGGGAGAAGAAGAACAACAAUGAAAAAGAGGAUAUGCUGGUGCCGCUGACGAUAAAUCUAACCUGCAGCUCAUCGUGACAGGUCGACCAGUUUCAGGGAGGAUGCUGAUGCCACGUGUCUUGAGCUAGGAAGAGCUGCAAUUCAGGCAUUGGCGGCAAAACUGUUUGAACUCCCUUCCACUCCAGCUGCAGUUGGGCGGUCUGUCACACUCCCCUCACCAUCGACGCGAUUGCUGAGAGAAAAGCCGGAGCAUGGAGAACGUGAUUAUUGGGACAGCUGUCACCUCGAGGAGCGUGGCUUUGGGUAGGCUGCCAUGUGGCUGCAGCGGUGGGGAGCAAUCCGGUAGGAAGGCAGUGCAGUCGGCUCCGUCUUCGUGCACAUGCCUGAGACGAAUUGGAGUUAAGCCAUGGCGUGCCAAACUGAUCAGAGUGUCCAACUCUUGUAGGAGAUGCCAAGAUGGAGCAGGAUGUGACACCAGUCCAUGGACAGAUGUUUUUAACACUUCCAGCACAGAUUUGGCCAUGUUGACAGGCCAUCUUUGUCCUCUGUUGAUCAACAUGUGGCAUGGCGGGCCAGCAUCUGGACGGCUGAGUGUUCUGGCUAAGUCAUGGUCAUUGCGUUGCGCAGACUGCUCAGUUCAUCGCCGACUGGUAUCUCAGCCAAGUCAUGGAUCUGACUGGACAAUCUUGACGAGCCUAGAGUCAUCCCUGGCAUCCCCGGCCAGCUUCGGUGCACAGUGGCAACUGGGGGAUCGAACGUGCCACUGUUCAGAUGGCUGGUGGGUCCACUCCCGAUCGUUCCUGCUCGCUCCAUUACUGCAUCACUCUGGCCGAAGGUUUCGGUGUGUAAGGGGAAAGAAGUGCGACCUGUCUCAUGAUAGUCAGGCUCCCGAUUGGCGCAGAGUACAAGAAGGAGCUGCCACAGCCAAUGAAGGCCCAAAGGAAUGCCCAGCAGCCAGUGGCGGCAGCGGCCAUAGCGGCCCGGUAUUGGCAAGCGAUGUCCUGGGAGGGAGGGAAGCAGUGGAAGGCCAGCAGUUGUUGGAGACGGAGGUGCAGGUGGAGGGUACAAUCUCGCCGCCCCUGCUGGCGCCAUCCCUUGCUGAGGAUGCGCCAGCGGAUCCACAUGUCACGCAAUCGUACGGUCAUGAGCAGCGUGUGGCUGGCACAUCCUCGGCAAAAAUGAUACCGUGGCAUUUUUCUGUUCCCGCACAAAGGACUCUCAGCAAACUUGUACCACUUGUCCAAGUAGAGAGGGGUCUUAUAGUUAAGGCUUGGACCUGCACACUGCUGUCAGCAGUGUGCCUUGUCCAGGCUGUCCCUCAAAUAGGCCAGCUGUCAUCAUUAUUAUCCGAGGGGAACCUGAGGCAGCUGCUGCGGCUUUCUACGGGCCUUCUUGCCAUUGUCGCCCUUCGAUCGGCUGCCCAGUAUUUUCAGGACACGUGGCUGUGGGAGGCGUCCCUUCGUGUCACCCUCUCCCUUCGAGAAAAGACCUUUGCCCACUUGCAGACGCUCGAUAUGGAGUUCUUCGAAGGCAGGAAUACCACUGGGGAGGGUGACUUGGCCUAUCGAGUAAUUGCGGAGUCCGAGGACGCUGGGGAGAUGGUGUAUUCCAUAGUCCAGCGUUUUGUCCCAAGCGUCGUGCAACUUGUGGUCGUGAUUGCACGUAUGGUACUGCUGAGCCCUUCUCUUACGGUGGCUACUCUUGCGGUAGUGCCAUGCAUGGGAUUGGUGAUUGCAAAACUUGGUGAACAACUGCGGGGUCUCUCAAGGAAAGGACAGGACAGUGUUGCAGGGCUCGCAGCAUAUGUCAGCGAGGUAACUCUGCAGAUUACUGGAAUGGAUGCUGUGCAGAUUCUGAAUGAUGUGCAGGUCUGUAGAUUACUGGAAUGGAUGCUGUGCAGAUUCUGAAUGAUGUUUAGGUUAAACGACAGGGACUCAGAGAGAAAGCAAGGGGGUAUGAAGGGGGGGAGUUGGGGUGGAGAGGAGCAGCACAGAAAGGCCUAUGACUUCUGUUGUUGGGUGCAGGCUGGUUAUUCUUGUGCAUGUCCCCCUUUUUUAAUGAUCAACAAGUGUGCUCUUACGGCAGACCAGUGCAGGCACUUGCCGCUCAGCCGCAUGACUCUUUGUUUGCCUCUUGUGGUUCUCAGAUGGAUUUGGUUUUUAUAUUAGGGGAGCUUAGUCACCUUACAUAACAAAUUCACAGAGAGACA
Molecule: messenger RNA, 2273 nt
Organism: Chara braunii
Lineage: Eukaryota; Viridiplantae; Streptophyta; Charophyceae; Charales; Characeae
Source: the annotation of a GenBank genome assembly